Messenger RNA from Perognathus longimembris pacificus (Pacific pocket mouse), 2092 nucleotides. RefSeq names its product PHD finger protein 11 (gene Phf11). Gene Ontology annotation, cellular component: nucleus. The record is from RefSeq and is a predicted model, not a curated record. The transcript is spliced from 9 exons. Gene Ontology annotation, molecular function: histone deacetylase binding; histone binding. The coding region runs from base 389 to 1399 and encodes 336 amino acids. Lineage: Eukaryota; Metazoa; Chordata; Mammalia; Rodentia; Heteromyidae.
UGAACUUUGCUGCCCAGGCAGGCUUCAAAAUACAACCCUCAGAUUGCAUCUUCCUGAGUAGGAUUACAGGCAUGAGCCACCGGUGUCCAACUUUCCAAAACAUUUUAAGGAAAGCACAUUUAAAGUAUGUUGCUCAUUUACUUCUUUAUUCCCCUAGAAUUCUUUUGAAUAUAAUGCACCAUAGAGAUACAAUUUUGUUGUUCUACAUAUAGUAAAUUACAGCCCUGUUUCCUGAAUACACCAUUGUCUUGUUCGUUUGUAAUGACAACAAUUAGUAUUUAGAGCUUGCUCUGGGAAAGGGAAAGACAGUGUUUUGAGAGCUUUGCUUGUAUUUAAAUUCUUAGUUGUAUUUCUUGAAUAAAGGUUCUCUUCAUUUUCUUCAUUUUGUAUGAAUUUUCUUCAUCUACUUAGCAGUAUACAAAGUAUGUCUUCCACUAGGGUCAGCAAUUUUUUUUGUCCUUCCAGGAGUUGGGAUUAUUAUAAAAACAGAACCCUGCCUCCAUUGUACCUGGAGAAGUUAGACCCUGAAGUUAUACUUUUGCACUUCUCACCAGGGAUAUUACUUAUAGGUGUCUUUCAGGUUGCAGAAAAGAUGGAAAAAAGGACAUGUGCACUCUGCCCCAAAAAUGUUGAUUAUAGUGUCGUGUACUUUGCACAAUCAGAGAAUAUAGCUGCUCAUGAAAAUUGUUUGCUGUAUUCUUCAGCACUUGUGGAAUGUGAAGAUCAUGAAACAGUUAGUGAUGAUAGAAAUUUUGAUGUGGAAUCAGUAAAAAAAGAAAUCCAGAGAGGAAGAAAGUUGAAAUGCACGUUUUGUGGUAAAAGAGGAGCCACUGUGGGGUGUGAUUUAAAAUCCUGUGCCAAGAAUUACCACUUUUUCUGUGCCAAGAAGGAUGAUGCAUUUCCACAAGCUAAUGGAGCUCAAGGAACUUACAAGUUGUUUUGCCAACAACAUGCCCCCACACCAUCCACCAUCACCCAAGGUGCUGAUCAUUCAAGCGUAAAAAGAAAAAGAGGAAGGAAGAAACGUCUUUCAACAGGCAUUCAUGUACUGCCACCUGAGACAAUGAACAGAUUGGAAAGACAAAUGAGCGAAGAGCCCGGCAGCCACACAGAUGCACUCUCCAAAGUUCCUUUUCUGAAAAAAUGUAAGGAAGCAGGACUCCUUAAUGACUUAUUUGAAGAAAUACUGGACAAACUUCAUGUCAUUCAAGAAAAGCUCAUGGAUGAAACCACUUCUGAAUCAGACUAUGAAGAAAUUGGGACUUCACUUUUUGACUGUAGACUGUUUGAAGACACAUUUGUCAAUUUGCAAGCAGGAAAUCAUGCCAGUAAUGUUCACCAAGUGAUUUCUUGCAGCAAUGUAAUCGGGCAAUCUCAUAAACAGGAAAGAAGAUAUUAACAGUGCCAGGGACCUGACUUGUUGCAAGGAAUUACGUAGCCUCAGCCUCACUUUGUUUCAUUCACUCCUCACAGUAAUCUUAUAAGGAAACAAUAUUCCAUUCUCAGCAGAUGAGGAACAUGGCCCAGAGGUGAAAUGAAUGGCCAUGGUCAUACUGUAACAAGUGGCAUAGUCAGGAUUCAUAUUGCAGCUAUGAUUCUUGCAGAGAACAUAAGUUCUAGCCAUCAAUGACUACUUUCGUUUGACUAUCUUGUCUCAUAAAAACACACCAGCAAUUUUUUUGAAGUGCUUCAAAUAUAAAAUGUGCUUCCAAUGUGCUGGAAGCACAAUCCCUAAAAUGCUUCUACUUGAUGUGCCUGGUUAAACCUCCCAAAAUCACUUAUUCCUUCACUCUUCUAAUCACCAGUGGGAGGCAGGCCCAGGAAACCACGUGACCUCUGUCCUCAGGAAGCCUGUGGACAAUAUGACAUACAUCCUCUGGCUACAGAUGCUACCUAUGGCUUCCACUGUGGUCUGCAUUGUGGAAAUUGAACGUUUUAUGGCUAUACAUUUUAAAAAUAUAUUCUCAGAAUUCUAGAAUACUUUGACCAAUAAAAAUAUUGAAUUUAGGCCAGGCGCCAGUGGUUCAUGCCUGUAAUCCAAGCUACACAGGAAGCUGAGAUCUAAGAUCAUAGUUUGAAGCUAGCCUGGGCA